Messenger RNA from Brassicogethes aeneus, 529 nucleotides. The record is from the annotation of a GenBank genome assembly. NCBI's taxonomy places the organism in Eukaryota, Metazoa, Arthropoda, Insecta, Coleoptera, Nitidulidae.
UUCGGAUGUUGCGCCCUCUAGCCUCUUUCUUAGUUUACUGUCGUUGAACACGUUUCUUUUCGGGACGAAUUUUUACUAAAAAGUAAACAUGGGUCGUGUACGUACAAAAACCGUAAAGAAGGCUUCCAAAGUCAUUAUUGAAAAAUACUACACACGUUUGACGUUGGAUUUCCACACCAACAAACGUAUUUGCGAAGAAAUUGCAAUCAUUCCGACCAAACCUCUUCGCAACAAGAUUGCCGGUUUCGUUACACAUUUGAUGAAGAGACUUCGUCACUCUCAGGUUCGUGGUAUUUCCAUCAAAUUGCAAGAAGAAGAACGUGAACGUCGUGAUAACUACGUACCAGAAGUGUCCGCUUUGGAGCAUGACAUCAUCGAAGUGGACCCAGAAACCAAGGAAAUGUUGAAAAUGCUGGAAUUCAACAACAUUUCCAACUUGCAAUUGACGCAACCCACAACAAACACAUUCACUAGACGUACAUAAUUUUAUAUGUUAUAAAUAAUGUAAGGAAAUAAACCACGCAUUGGU